Molecule: messenger RNA, 2364 nt
Organism: Cooperia oncophora
Lineage: Eukaryota; Metazoa; Nematoda; Chromadorea; Rhabditida; Trichostrongylidae
Source: the annotation of a GenBank genome assembly
CACGUCGCCGAGAAGGCUGCUGAGCGAUUUGAGGCGCAAACGAUCGAACUUUCCAAUAAGGUUGAGGACCUCAACAGACACGAGGUUCACGAUCAGAAGGUGCAGCUCGACAACCUGCAGCAUGUCAAGUACACUCUUGCCCAACAGCUUGAGGAAGCCAGACGCCGUUUGGAGGAUGCCGAGCGGGAACGCUCACAGCUCCAGUCUCAGUUGCAUCAAGUGCAGCUUGAGCUCGACUCAGUCCGUCAAGCUCUUGAUGAAGAGUCUGUGGCUCGUUCUGAUGCUGAACAUAAACUGAACUUGGCAAACACAGAAAUUACUCAGUGGAAGAGCAAAUUCGAUGCUGAGGUUGCUCUCCACCACGAGGAAGUCGAAGACCUGCGCAAGAAGAUGCUGCAGAAACAGGCCGAGUAUGAGGAGCAGAUCGAGAUCAUGCUCCAGAAGAUCAGUCAGCUUGAGAAGGCCAAGAGUCGUCUGCAGUCUGAGGUUGAAGUGCUCAUCGUUGACCUUGAAAAGGCUCAGAACACUAUUGCCAUCCUCGAAAGAGCCAAGGAACAACUUGAGAAGCAAUGUGCCGAACUGAAGGUUCGCAUCGACGAAUUGACCGUGGAGCUGGAGGCUGUACAACGCGAACUUCGCGCAGCCAACGCCGAACUGCAAAAGAUGAAACAUCUCUACGAAAAGGCCGUCGAACAGAAGGAAGCUCUCGCCAGAGAGAACAAGAAGCUCCACGACGAGCUCCACGAGGCUAAGGAGGCUCUUGCCGAUGCCAACCGCAAACUGCACGAGCUGGAUCUGGAAAAUGCCCGUCUCGCUGGCGAAAUUCGCGAACUUCAAACCGCCCUCAAGGAAGCCGAUGCUCAACGCCGCGAUGCCGAGAACCGUGCUCAGCGUGCCCUUGCCGAACUCCAGGCCCUGCGCAUCGAAAUGGAACGCAGACUUCAAGAGAAGGAGGAAGAAAUGGAAGCUCUUCGCAAGAACAUGCAGUUCGAGAUCGACCGCUUGACCGCCGCUUUGGCUGAUGCCGAGGCCCGCAUGAAGGCGGAGAUCUCUCGACUGAAGAAGAAGUACCAAGCCGAAAUUGCCGAACUCGAGAUGACCGUCGACAACCUGAACCGUGCCAACAUCGAAGCCCAGAAGACCAUCAAGAAACAAUCCGAACAGCUCAAGAUUCUCCAGGCAUCCCUCGAAGAUACUCAGCGUCAACUUCAGCAAGUACUCGACCAAUACGCUUUGGCUCAACGAAAGGUCGCUGCCCUUUCGGCUGAACUCGAGGAGGCAAAGACCGCUCUCGAUAACGCUAUUCGUGCUCGUAAACAGGCCGAGAUUGAUCUUGAAGAGGCUAAUGGACGUAUUGCCGAUCUGUCCGCCAUCAACAACAACCUCACCUCAAUCAAGAACAAACUCGAAACUGAGCUCUCCACUGCCCAAGCCGAUCUCGAUGAGGAGACCCAGAAUGCCCUUCGCAAGAAGGACCGCCGCAUCAAGGAAGUCCAGCAGUUGGUGGACGAAGAGCACAAGAACUUCGUCAUGGCUCAGGAUACCGCCGACCGUCUCCAGGAGAAGUUGAACAUCCAGAAGAGGCAACUUGCCGAGGCCGAGUCCGUUACGAUGGCCAACCUGCAGAGAGUGAGACGAUACCAGCACGAGCUCGAAGAUGCCGAAGGCCGUGCCGAUCAGGCCGAAUCCAGCCUGCACCUGAUCCGCGCCAAGCACCGCUCAUCUGUUGUUACCGGAAAGGCCGGAGCUAGCAAGGUCACCAAGGAACUGCACGCUGCCGAUGAGCGCGCCAACCGCGCUUUGGCUGACGCUGCUCGCGCUGUUGAACAAUUGCACGAGGAACAGGAACAUUCCAUGAAGAUCGACGCCCUCCGCAAGUCUCUCGAGGAACAGGUGAAGCAACUCCAAGUCCAGAUCCAGGAAGCCGAAGCAGCCGCUCUUCUCGGUGGAAAGCGUGUCAUUGCCAAGCUCGAAACCCGUAUUCGAGACCUCGAGACCGCUCUGGAUGAGGAGACCCGCAGACACAAGGAGACCCAGAAUGCCCUUCGCAAGAAGGACCGCCGCAUCAAGGAAGUCCAGCAGUUGGUGGACGAAGAGCACAAGAACUUCGUCAUGGCUCAGGAUACCGCCGACCGUCUCCAGGAGAAGUUGAACAUCCAGAAGAGGCAACUUGCCGAGGCCGAGUCCGUUACGAUGGCCAACCUGCAGAGAGUGAGACGAUACCAGCACGAGCUCGAAGAUGCCGAAGGCCGUGCCGAUCAGGCCGAAUCCAGCCUGCACCUGAUCCGCGCCAAGCACCGCUCAUCUGUUGUUACCGGAAAGGCCGGAGCUAGCAAGGUUUACGUGAUGGAGGACGACUUCUAA